Xyrauchen texanus (razorback sucker) is the source of this 2793-nucleotide messenger RNA. RefSeq names its product beta-1,3-galactosyltransferase 2-like. Bases 716 to 1903 code for a protein of 395 amino acids. The record is from RefSeq and is a predicted model, not a curated record. The transcript is spliced from 2 exons. Gene Ontology annotation, molecular function: N-acetyl-beta-D-glucosaminide beta-(1,3)-galactosyltransferase activity. Gene Ontology annotation, cellular component: membrane. Lineage: Eukaryota; Metazoa; Chordata; Actinopteri; Cypriniformes; Catostomidae.
UAUGGAUUAUUUAGGCAUUCAGCUUGGUUAAAAAUGGGUGUAUAACACUGAACAUUUUUUAACUGUCAGAAGGGAGAGAGCUCAAACGGGUCACGUGGGGGAAAGGGUGUGCAGCUGAGGAUGUCAGCAAUGCUGUGCAAUCACACAUUUCCACCUCCCUUCCCCCAGCUGAAGAAUAAAAAGCAGCGAGAGAGUAGCCGUAUAAACAAAGGACAGGGAGAACGUUGUGAAGCAGCUUCAUCCAUUCUGCAUCCCAUAAUCCGGUUCAGUCAACGUUUGUCAAGAGAGAGGCUGCACACAGCCUCAGGGAUCGGGAUUAUGAAUGGGGACACUAUAAAAGCCAAAGCCAUUCACAGACCUCCUAUACUACAGGGGAAGAGAACAUCACCUGUGAAAUCUACAGGAAAACUGCCUGCAAAUUAAAAACAUGAGAAACAGAGGAGAGCUAUAGGAGGAGGAGAGAUCUGAGCUGCGGUAGCUGAAAAAGGUUUCUGUACAUCUAAAUUCAUCGUACAAGCAUGAAAGUCAUCUGACAAAUCCAAAGAAUCCAGAAAGAUACUUGAGGGGACUGUACACAAGUGGAAAAAAAAUGAAUUGUCUGCAAUUCGAUACUGACAAGAUCACCCGAAGUCAUCUCUUGGCUUUGGCUGGUCAUGACACAGCUAUAUUUCCAAAGCUUAAAAAUCAGUGUGUUUGCUAGCCAGCACUAAAAAUCAUGAGGUGGAAGCGCAGACGCUGCUGCACGCACAUUGCCGUCCUCCUCAUUCUGCUCAUGUGUGUGGGAGGGCUUGUUGUUCGGUGUCAAUGGAGGCACCCUAGGAUUAACCCGGUGACACUGGCAGCUCGAGAGGUCCACAUCAUGAAAACGGACUCCAACUCUAGCACGAUAACACAGAGUAAAUUUAAAGACCAUGGAGUGCCCCCUACACCACUAAUGUUUGAGGUCAGCCUGAGCUCUUCUUUGGAUGAAAGUUCACAGCAUGAGUUGGAAACCUCCUUGGGCUCGAAUGUCAGUUUAAGUGGCGAGAUGAGAGCAAAAAGGACACUUUUGGUUGAGCCGUACAAGUACAUCCUUAACGAGCCAUAUGCAUGCAUGCAGAGAGCUCCCUUCUUGGUGCUUCUCAUUGCAGUUGAGCCCAAGCAAGUGGAGGCAAGGAAUGCCAUCAGGCAAACAUGGGGCAACGAGAGCUUGGCCGGAGGCUUGAGAUUUGUCCGCCUUUACCUAAUGGGUGUUAAGGAAGACACCCAGGAAACAGACAGCAAACUCCAGCGCACAAUAGAGGCUGAAAGUCAUCAGCAUCAUGAUAUCAUCCAGCAAGACUACCUGGAUACUUACCAGAACCUCACCCUCAAGACUCUUAUGGGGAUGUACUGGGUCGCAACAUACUGCCCCGGUGCCAGCUAUGUCAUGAAGACUGAUAGUGACAUGUUUGUCAAUACUGAAUACCUCAUAAAAAAACUGCUGAAGCCCGAGGAGCCACCAAGAGAGAAAUAUUUCACAGGGUACCUCAUGAGAGGAUAUGCGCCAAAUCGAAAUAAACACAGUAAAUGGUACAUGUCCCCAGAACUGUACCCCAGUGAGCGAUACCCCAUCUUCUGUUCUGGUACUGGGUAUGUGUUUUCAGGUGACAUGGCACACAGGAUCUAUGAAGUGUCUCUAAGCAUUCGCAGGCUGCAUUUAGAAGAUGUUUACGUGGGCAUCUGCCUUGCCAAACUGAGGAUAGAACCAACGCCACCACCAAAUGAAUUCCUGUUCAAUCACUGGCGAGUGUCCUAUUCCAGCUGCAAGUACAGCCACCUGAUAACCUCUCAUCAGUUUCACCCCAAUGAGUUGCUCAAGUACUGGCAGCAUCUACAGAGCAACAAGCACAAUGCCUGCAACAACAUGCCAUUGAAAAUUUAGGACAAAAUGAGCAGAAAACUGCUCUGGAAACCGAAGUUUGGAUCAGCGUGGAUGAAGAACAUUUAGGUCUUUGAGGUUUUGCCAAGCACAACAGAUAAAAGCACAUGAGGGUUUUGCACAACCCUACCUGUGGUUUUUAUUUUUUCAUUGUUGUAACAUUAAAGACAUGUUAUGAAUAUUUAUCUGCCUUUAUAAAUCUAUGACAGAUUAAAAUGCGUAAAAAAUUAUCUAUUGUGUUUUGAUAAAUAUUGUGAAGAAAGGUGGUUUUAUUUCCUAAUAAAUUAUUUCAGAUUUGUAAAAAAAAGCGGCAUUGUUGAAAAUCACAAAAUCUAUAAAGUAUGAAGCAUGAACUUACCUACAAUGCCAAUUCACUGAAAAGCUUCAAGACAAUUUUCAAAAACAAAUGUUUUUUUUUCAUUAAAUUAUCAAUAAGAAUCAAUCAUGAAACACGAGCAGAAUACAUUUUUGUAAAUCGUUCGUGAAGUUGUUGUGCCGAAAAUUUCUGGAUUCAUGAAAUUUCUUAUUUUCAAAAUGUUAGUUGGUACGAACAAAAUGUACACCUGCUUUCGACCACGUGUAAAUUUCAAGACAUCCAAAGGCUUUUUGUUUUUUCAGGCAAACUACAAUGACUAAACUAAGAAUUAAAUUAGUAUUUAAAUUACUGGAGAGUAAUUUAAAUUAUCGUAAAAAAUGUUUUUAAAAGUUGUGUCGUUUUCUUUUUGAACCAUAUAAUGAAUAAACACGUUUCUUUGAUACUUGCAUUUGUUUCUUCACAGUUUAUUCGCAACUCCGCUUCAUAAAUUGUAUAUCGUUUUUUUCAGUAGAAUUGCCUGGCAUGGGGCGGAAAGUUCGUGGAAAGCCGUAGUUUUUGUUUUAUUUUCUCAAAAAUA